GCUAAACCUAAAACUCAGGCCUUUGAGUGUCCUUAAGGUUUUAUGUUUACACUCUUUACUCUUUUGUGUUUUAUACUUUCCAUCUGUUCCUUUCCUUAAUUAUUUGUGUAUGGGUUAGUUUUGUUAUGCUAUCUCCACUGCCUUCUGCACUAUUACCAUGUUGUAUUAAUUGUUAUUUUAUUGUACAAUAAAAAAACUUGGUUUGGUUAUUUAAUAGUAAUGAUAAGCCCGUAUAGACCAUUGUCCCAUUUUUCGUAUGACCUUUAAUGUUGGUGUGAGCAGUCGUACGCGCCACCAGGUGGCGCUGUGGCCGCCAGACCAACAUCCACGGACAAGCGCUGUCGCCGAAGAAGUGUGGACGGAUGCAGGAAGCAAAUCUGUGUUUCUGGUGUAGUAGCUUCAACAUUAGCUCAAGACAAUUCUGCCUUUCUCCGUUUUGUUUCCACCUGGUUGACAUCACGUUACAGCCUUGGAUCCGUGUGUUAAAUGUGAAUUUAUUGGGUUUAUUAUAUGUAUAGUGCGUUUGCGGCUGGUGUUUCAGCGAGCCGCAGCGUCUGAUAGCCUAGCAUCGUCGUAGCUAGCUUAGGCUGACGCUCUCCACAUAGCUUUCCAAUAUCAAACCUGGUUCGAUUGUGACGAUGAAUUUGGUUAAAACCCAAACUUUGCACCCACACCUGCGCGACGAGGAAGCCCUCGUGGUGGAAAACGCCAUCCGGUUGGCGAUAGACUCGAUAAUAAACGUCCUGUACGGUGUCAACAGUGCCAGGACUCAUGAGUACCAGCGGAUGGUGGCCGACAGGGACAAAGAGAUCCAGCGGCUGGAGGGCAGUCUUACAGAGAUACAGCACGAGUUAAAGGUGCUACGCCGACAGGGAUGCACCUACGAGUUGUUUGGAAAAGAGCACAGCCUCGUUGGAUCGCAGACCUCCGGUGACCCACAGACGACAGAGCAGAGCGGGUUUGAACCAAGCUACAUUGACACUGAGAUGACAGCGGGGCAGCAGGAGUGUGAAAUGACCAUCUCCUUGGGCCUUUUUGCAAGACCCCCCUCACAUGUCUCCUACCAAAGCCACGAGUCAGCCUUUCCGUCAUCUCCUAGCCAAAUGGGUCUGGACCAGUCUUGCGUCUCCCACUCCUCCGAUUCCUCAGGUGUAUCGGAGGCAGCCAGGAAUCUGCCUACGUCUCCCAGCAGCCUCGUCAUCAAAGAAGAGCCGUGUGAUAUCGACACAGUUUUAAUCAAGUGGGAAAUGAGUGAAGAGAGAUUCGCGGAGCAUCAGGAGAGCACAGGCAGUCUAUGCCCGGACAAAGAGAGCCCCGGUGUAAAAAGUAACCUAGAGAACAUAGAGAGAAGAACUUUAGAGGAGGAACCUCAUGCAGGUCCAGGCGGUUAUUACGACCCUCAUGAAGAACACCUGAGGAACAAGAAGAAGGGCGUGCCCACGUCUGAGCUGACGGAGGAGGCUCAGAGACUGAAGAGGGCAGCCUGGAGAGCAGCUUCCAGGCGCUACUAUGCCCGAAAAGUAGCCCGCCAACAGGCAAACCCUUCUCGCUCAGGUCCCUUCCCCGUCCCCCCGCGCUCCGGCCCCUUCCCUUUCCCCUCACGCCCCUUCCCCCACAUUACAGACUCCAGGUAUACACAACCCAUCUCUUUUGUGGACAAGAGAAGGAGGAUGCUGAUAUCCGAGUUACCUGAAACUUCUCAGUCACUGCAGAGGGAGGCAUGGAGAGCCGCGUCCAAGAAGUACUACGCUCGAAAAAACGCUCGCCACCAAACCGAGCCCAUGCAUUACGCACACCUGCUCCAGAACAUAGAGCCGUCUGGAGAUACACUGGAACCUAACAGAGCAGGAUCCCACACCAACAGUGGAGGAAUAAUGUGCAGCUGAUGGACGAGAUUUUUAUAUUCAAUGGUAUAUUUAAUUAUGUUAUAUUGUGUAAAACACAGGGCUAUGUGGAUGUUUAUUACUAUUUUUUGGUUAAUUUGUAGUGAUGAAGUUGAGAUUUGUUCCAGGUCGUCUGAUAUGGUCUGCUUAUUGAAAUUCUUUUUUUAAAUAAGUCAUUUGUGUUUCUUCGUUGUUGAAAUAUACAACUAACCCUGAGAGAAAAACACUGCAUUUUUAUCACUUUGGUUCUAAUUUCACAUCGUUGUAUACUUUUUCUUCAUGUAGUAUACUGCAUUGCAUGCCAGUAGAAAACGCUAACUGCAAAUGUAUUCUAAGGCAAUAAAGCUAUUGUACAGUAGCUCUUAUGUAACAGCCACUAUCAAUACAGCACCGCUGGAGUCCAA
This is a messenger RNA of Anarrhichthys ocellatus (wolf-eel), 2287 nucleotides long. RefSeq lists its product as uncharacterized. The coding region runs from base 639 to 1886 and encodes 415 amino acids. NCBI's taxonomy places the organism in Eukaryota, Metazoa, Chordata, Actinopteri, Perciformes, Anarhichadidae. The record is from RefSeq and is a predicted model, not a curated record. The transcript has 4 exons.